This is a messenger RNA of Anarrhichthys ocellatus (wolf-eel), 3104 nucleotides long. RefSeq lists its product as uncharacterized. The record is from RefSeq and is a predicted model, not a curated record. The coding region runs from base 6 to 902 and encodes 298 amino acids. The transcript has 5 exons. Lineage: Eukaryota; Metazoa; Chordata; Actinopteri; Perciformes; Anarhichadidae.
GACGCAUGCUGAAGAUAAUUUUGUCUGAGAUGCAUCACAGCCGCGUUCUGACGAAAUGGGGAUGGACACAGUGGAUGUUUUUCUACUUUAUGGUCGCAGGUACUCGCUCUCUGGUCACAGUCUACCAGCCUCCUGUGCUCACCACUGCUCUGGGUCAUGACAUCAUGAUGCCGUGCCUUCUCAGUCUCUCCCACGAUGAGAGGAUGGUGACCCUGCCGGUUCUGUAUUGGAUGUACUUAACAAAGAACAACACUGACAAUCUCAGACUGUGGCCCCCCUCUGAGAAAUAUGAGGGGCGUGUUGAACGUAUGGACAAAUGUCGGAACACUUCAAACAAGUCCAUAGUCCUGAAGAAUGUCCAGUGGGCCGACAGUGGGAAGUACCUGUGCAAACUCUCCAUCACCACAGAGAGGGAUAAAAGUUUCAGGAGGAAAGGAAAUGAAACUUCACUGAAGGUUUAUGACACCAUGAUCUUUACCGCUCACAAUGACUCUCUGCUCUGGUGUGAAGUAAACGUGACCCCGGAUCCCGGAUUUGUUUUGUCCAUUUUUCACAAUGGAUGCAAACUCCAACCUGCUGACUGUGCUCCAGGAGCUGUGGGCGCAGCUCUGCCCUACGUCACCCUCUCCAAGACCGUCCCUCUGAGGAGUAAAGGACGAUACGAGUGUCAGCUGCACCAGAACGGAGAUCUGAUAACGAAAAGCAUCUUCUACUACCAUUCGCCUGUGGCUGAAGUUGAUGGAGAUGCUGAAAGAAAUGGUUCCCUAACAUGUCUGACAACUGCCUCGGAGCCAGCUGUGGUGGUGUUUCCAGAGCCGUGGCUCCUGUAUAUGGCUUUCCUCCUGGUGCCCAUCGUCAUCCUGCUAAGCCUCGUAACUGCCCUGCUGAUGUACACAUGCUGAGAGUUUGUCAACAUCUGGCUGAAACGGAAAGGUUUAGCAAUGGGGAUCAAGGCUCCCGGGCCAAGGCAUCUUCAUAACCAGGGACAGUCAGCUUCUGUCCAUUGACAGGGGAGCACUUUGAAUGAAAAUAUUGUACAUAUUGUGCAUGAUAAAAUAAGCAUACUACAGGCAAAACUGUUCCUGCUCUGUCAAAUAUUUACAUGGCGACAUCUUAAUUCAGGGGCAGAACCCGCCAAACCCCAAAUGCAUCAUAAUGGUUCAACUUGUCCCAUUUAAAAAAUACAACCAGCCCACAGAAUCCCCAAAACCACAAUGAACCAGCCAGCCACUUGAUGGUGCUUCACAGAACAUCUGCUGUGGAGCGCACAUUUAAACACAAGAUCCAACAAAGCCUUUCCAACUAUUUAUUGACAGCAGCGAAGGAUGGAGGAGAAUCAUUUUUCCACCAUUAAAGCAUUCACAAUCUUGGCAUUUCAGAAAUCUUCAGGCUGAAAACUAUAUAAAAAAUUAUAUAAAAAAAAGAGAUGCACCUGCCUGAAGAGUGGAGUUUUAUAACUUCUAAUCAGGAGUGGCAGUGUAUACAUUGAAUUAAGUGGUUUAAAGUAAAACUCUGCAUGGCGGCUUGCGAUUUAAAUCAGGUGUUUUGUGAGCUCACGCUGCCCCUGUCACUGUAGUUUCUCCAGUCGUCUUGAACCUGUAAAGUUGGAAAAUAUCAUGUGGACUAUAAAUGUUUAUCAGCCACCUAUACCACAUGAUGUGGACUGCAAGGUCUAAAUAAUGUCAGCUAAGUCAACAAAACUGUUUCAGCCCCUGAACCUUGUGACGCAGCGAGUGAUGAUAAUAACAAAUAAAUCAUUUAAUCAUGGUAGUUCAAUUUUUGAGGGAAAAAAAUGCAUCAAAGGAAGCAAAACAAGAUUGAAAAAACCUCACAAAUGAUUUUAAAGUGGAGGGUUCCUGUGAUUAAAGCAAAACACUGUAUGUCUUUAUGCAUUUAAUAAGGAAGAAGUAACAAAUAAUGUCUUAUUCCUGGUGUGACAUCUGUGGCCUCCUAUAAUUAUUACUGUUUCACAAUGUAAACUGUAUAUGACUGUGAAUAAUAUUACAUAGAGAGGUGAUAGAUUAUCAAAAAGCAUAUUCAAUUGUAGACUAUGUUUACUGAUCUUAAAUAGUCUCAUGUUGAUACUAGUCAUUUGGGUUUUUUAGGGAGUUUUGAUUUCCCAGGAACAGUUCACUCUUUCAUCAGAAAGCAAAGUAAACUCCCUGCCCACACGUUCCUCUUUCAUCAGAAAUGUAAAUGUUCCCUUUUUUCUAGGUUUUGAGCAACAGUUUCAGUAAUGCAGUAAAAUAGCACUAGCUUAACUUUAAGCAUAAAUUUAAACAACAAGCAAUCAAGGGAAAAAUCUGUGCCUAAAAUUAAGAGACAAGACUCAAAUCACCUUUUAGUUAAAAUUGACAUUACAUUAAACUCAUUUAGAAGACGCUUUUAUCCAAAGCGACUUACAAUUUCAGAUUCUAUCACAUUCAUACACCAUAUAUGGGAGCUCAAGGACACAUAGACAUGCGACUAGCGGAGCUGGAGCCGGGGAUUGAACCACCGAUCCUCUGAUUGAAGGAUGGCCCUGCUCUCCACUUAACCACGGUCACACCAAAUGCAUCGCCUAUCAAUGCAUUAAAGCUGCAUUUUUGUACAAGAAUCACUGAAGCACGAGUGGAUAUUUAUAGUAUGUCUUGUCGCUGUGAUUAAAAUUAAUCCACAAAUUUUCAAAUAAGGAAAACAGACGUUAGUGGAAUUAGGUACAGGAAGGUCACACACACACACACACACACAGGAAGGAUGCAUUUGUCAGAGCGAGGACAGGCAAGCAAUCAGCACAGUAAUCCUCACUGCUGGCAUGAUGAAAUGGCCAAAACGAGAGAUCAGCGCACACAAACACACACACACUGGACUGAUUCCCCUCCGAGUCAGAGAGUGAGUCAGUGCACCUGUGGUUAUGUUACAUGUGGUUGUGUGGCUGUGUGGCUGUGUGUGCAUGCCCGUCGUAUAUGUGUUGAUUAAUGACUAAGUCAGAGAGCAAUGGUGGCUGGAAGAGUGGGUUGAAAACCUGGCAGUUAAAAUGUCUAACAGGCAGGCUGUGAACGGGACAGGCGAGUAAAUAUGAAACUUUCCAUGAGGCAUUUAAUGACAAACAUAGUUUUAAGGCG